CACCACCUCCAUCAAGCUCUCAAGAUAGCCAUGGUAGCUGAUCUGAAAGACGAGCUCGACAUCGUGAUCCCGACUAUCAGGAACCUUGAUUUCUUGGAGCAGUGGAGGCCUUUCUUCCAACCCUACCACCUCAUCAUCGUACAAGACGGCGAUCCCUCCAAUGCUAUUCGAGUUCCCAACGGCUUCGACUACGAGCUCUAUAACCGUGACCAUGUCAACAAGGUCUUAGGUCCUAAGGCUAGCUGCAUUUCUUUCAAGGACUCUGCAUGUCGCUGCUUUGGUUUCUUGGUGUCCAAGAAAAAGUACAUCUUCACCAUUGAUGACGAUUGCUUUGUGGCAAAGGAUCCUAGUGGGAAAGAGAUCAAUGCACUGGCACAGCACAUCCGAAACCUGCUGAAACCAUCAACUCCAUUGUUCUUCAACACACUCUAUGAUCCAUUUGCUGAAGGAGCUGACUUUGUUCGUGGCUACCCAUUUAGCUUGCGAGAAGGCGUGCCUACUGCUAUUUCUCAUGGUCUUUGGCUCAACAUUCCUGACUACGAUGCCCCAACUCAGCUUGUCAAGCCUCGUGAGCGCAACACCAGGUAUGUUGAUGCGGUGAUGACAAUCCCCAAGGGCACCCUUUUCCCAAUGUGUGGGAUGAAUCUGGCUUUUGAUAGGGAGCUGAUAGGCCCAGCUAUGUACUUUGGGCUCAUGGGUGAUGGCCAGCCCAUUGGCAGAUAUGAUGAUAUGUGGGCUGGCUGGUGUGCCAAGGUGAUAUGUGACCAUUUGGGGAUAGGGGUUAAGACAGGACUGCCAUACAUAUGGCAUAGCAAGGCAAGCAACCCAUUUGUGAACCUGAAGAAAGAGUACAAAGGCAUUUACUGGCAGGAAGAUAUUAUCCCAUUUUUCCAGUCCAUUGUUCUCCCGAAGGAGUGCAAAACUGUUCAAGAAUGCUACAUUGUGCUUGCCAAAAGUGUCAAGGAAAAACUUGGCCCAAUUGAUCCUUACUUUCAGAAACUUGGGGAUGCCAUGGUCACUUGGAUUGAAGCCUGGAAUGAGCUUAACCCACCACCACAGACAGCUGCUCAGACUCACCCAAAUGCUGUUAAGAAAAACUAA
Molecule: messenger RNA, 1101 nt
Organism: Fragaria vesca subsp. vesca
Lineage: Eukaryota; Viridiplantae; Streptophyta; Magnoliopsida; Rosales; Rosaceae
Product: UDP-arabinopyranose mutase 1-like
Exons: 4
Coding region: 31-1101 (356 amino acids)
Biological process (GO): plant-type cell wall biogenesis; UDP-L-arabinose metabolic process
Cellular component (GO): cytosol; Golgi apparatus
Molecular function (GO): UDP-arabinopyranose mutase activity
Source: RefSeq, a predicted model, not a curated record